Penicillium riverlandense is the source of this 1890-nucleotide messenger RNA. RefSeq names its product putative proline--tRNA ligase AIM10. Gene Ontology annotation, molecular function: ATP binding; proline-tRNA ligase activity. The record is from RefSeq and is a predicted model, not a curated record. The transcript has 7 exons. Lineage: Eukaryota; Fungi; Ascomycota; Eurotiomycetes; Eurotiales; Aspergillaceae. Gene Ontology annotation, biological process: prolyl-tRNA aminoacylation. The coding region runs from base 1 to 1890 and encodes 629 amino acids. Gene Ontology annotation, cellular component: cytoplasm; mitochondrion.
AUGUUCGCUGGGCUUCGUCCCUCUCUCACAUCGAGACGAUGGCUGGUGUUGGCCCACCUCCGCGUCCGGCAUUGCGGCCUCCAUUAUGAUGGCCGAAGCCGAGCAUCGAAUUUCUGGAUUCCCACAGGGGGAAUUAAGAAGCAGUCAACCGAUGGUGGAAAGGAGGAUGCAAACGAUCUUUUGAUUCGAGGUGGCUUCUUGCGCCAAGCCUAUUCAGGAAUCUUCCAUCUUCUACCUCUAGGGCUGCGCGUGCAGGAGAAGGUCGAGCGUCUCAUCGAUAGGCAUAUGCGCUCACUGGGCGCAUCAAAAGUAUCCCUAUCGUCAUUAUCGUCACAGGAGCUGUGGGAGCAGUCUGGUCGCCUGAAGGAGGGCUCUGAAGUAUUCCGGUUCAAUGACAGGAGAGAUGCACGUUUCCUCCUCGCACCAACACACGAGGAAGAAAUCACAAGUCUCGUGGGGAGCCUGACCACGUCGUACAAGAGCCUCCCGUUGCGAGUAUAUCAAAUAUCGAGAAAAUACAGAGACGAGCCUCGGCCAAGACAGGGACUUCUUCGUGGGCGAGAGUUCGUCAUGAAAGACCUAUACACGUUCGACUACAACGUGCCAGAGGCACUCAAGACCUAUGAGUCGGUCAAAACCGCCUACACGAAUAUGUUCAACGAGCUGAAGAUCCCGUACCUUGUAGCGGCGGCUGAUUCGGGCAACAUGGGCGGCAGUCUGAGCCACGAGUUCCAUUUUCUCAGCCCUAAGGGCGAAGAUCAGGUGGUGAGCUGUUCUCAUUGCGACCAUGUGUACAAUGAGGAGCUUGCAGAUGGGAAAACGCACAGUUUCCAUGAAGCCGUGACCUCUGAACAUGGCUUCCAGACCGAUGAGGAGACACCUGUCGCAGGUGGACCGACCAUCUCAACUGGCAUGUGGUCGGCCAUCUCUCAUGACAGCAACACCCUGCUUCGGUGUUGGUACCCCAAAUUCUCAAUGCAGAAUGAUUCCUCAGAACCCGUGGAACGACAGGUCAACUCGCACGCUGUCAAGGCGAUUGCCACCGCGGCCGGAGUCGACCUUGAUCUCAGCGUGGAAAAUCCGAUCCACAAGUGGACUGUUCACGCCCAGUCCCGCAAGUCUGCUACCCAGAAACCACGCGUGCUGGACGUGUAUGACUCGCAAGUGCGAGUAUACCAGCGUCCACCACUCAGCGAUCUCCUCCAGGCAGCCGGAUGUACAGCUGCUGACAUUGAAUACUCGAUGCUGGACCGAUUCCCCGGCACCGAGAACAAGCUCAGUCUAGUCCGGGUACACGAUGGGGACAAGUGCUCGCAUUGUGCACAUGGGUCAUUGACGAGCCACGCCGCCGUCGAAAUGGGCCACACAUUCCAUCUGGGGACACGGUAUAGCGAGGUGCUUCAUGCGUCCGUGACCGUGAACCCGGCUGUGCUGGAGGGAUCCCCAGAGUCUGGCGCCCGACCCCCUGCUACGGAGCAGAUUGUGCCGAUGCAGAUGGGUUGCCACGGGAUUGGAGUUUCGCGCAUGAUUUCAGCGGUAGCCGACCGUCUUGCAGAUUCCAAGGGCCUCAACUGGCCGCGUGCAAUGGCACCGUACGAGGUCGUGGUCGUCCCAGGUAAAGGAUUGGAUGCUGUCGCAGACCAGGCGUACGACUGCCUGACGUCUCCAUCGUCGGUCCCGGUGGAUGCCAUCCUCGAUGACCGGGAUAAGAGCAUGGGUUGGAAACUGGGCGAUGCCGAUCUGAUUGGGUAUCCAGUCAUUGUGGUUGUUGGCAACGGAUGGAAGAAGCAGCAGACGCUGGAGGUGCAGUGUCGGCGACUGAACCUGCGUGAAGACGUGCCGUUGGACCGGCUGUCGGCGUUUGUGCAGUCGCUUCUAGCGCAGCUGUGA